GUCGCCGCCAGCAGACGCCGGUCGCCAUGGCGCCCAGCGCUCAGCUGACCUACCUGGACCGCGUCGUCAUGGAGAUCAUCGAGACGGAGAGGAUGUACGUCAGAGACCUGCGCAUGAUCGUAGAGGACUACCUGGCCCACAUCAUCGACCAGAGUGACGUCUCCAUCCGUCCCGAGCAGGUCUGCUCUCUGUUCGGAAACAUCGAGGACAUCUACGAGUUCAACAGCGAGCUGCUUCAGGACCUGGAUCACUGCCACAAUGACCCGGUCGCCGUCGCCCGCUGCUUCGUCCUCAAGAGCGAGUACUUUGAGAUCUACACGCAGUACUGCACCAACUACCCAAAUUCGGUGGCGGCGCUGACCGAGUGCAUGAGGAAUAAAUCUCUGGCCAAGUUUUUCCGGGAGCGUCAGGAGUCAUUGAAGCGUUCGCUGCCUCUGGGUUCAUACCUCCUGAAACCUGUUCAGAGGAUCCUCAAAUACCACCUGCUGCUCCAGGAGAUAGCGAAGCACUUUGACCACCAGCAGCAGGGCUAUGAUGUGGUGGAGGAGGCGAUCAUCACCAUGACGACCGUGGCGUGGUACAUCAACGACAUGAAGAGGAAACACGAGCACGCCGUCAGACUGCAGGAGGUGCAGUCUCUGCUGCUAAACUGGAAAGGCGCGGACCUCACCACGUUCGGAGAACUGGUUCUGGAGGGAAACUUCAAACUCCAUCGAGCCAAAAACGAGCGAACGCUCUUCCUGUUCCAGCGCAUGCUGCUCAUCACCAAACGCCGCGGAGAGCACUACAUGUACAAGACGCACAUUUCUUGCUCCACUCUGAUGCUGAUUGAAAGCGCCAAAGACUCUCUGAGCUUCAGUGUGACUCACUACAAACAGCCCAAACAGCCGCACACCGUCCAGGCGAAGACGGUGGAGGAGAAGAAGCUUUGGGCUCAUCACAUCAAACGCAUUAUUCUGGAGAACCACCACGCCCUCAUCCCUCAGAAGGCUAAAGAGGCCAUCUUGGAAAUGGAUUCCAUAUAUCCUCCCGGGUAUCGCUACAGUCCUGAGCGGCUGAAGAAAGCUCAUUCCUCUCAGGCUGACGAGCUUCCACGAAAUGGUCGCCAUGGACGACGACAGUCCGAGCCGAUCAAAGAAACACUAAAGAGCACACAAGACGUCUUUAAGGAGGUAGACGAAGGAUCUUCUAACGGCUGCAAGAAAGAAAAUGGCCAACUGCCUGAAGAAGAAGAAGCUGCAACUGAAGCGCCCUGCGAAGAAAAUCUUCCUCCGGAGAAGACGUCAGAGUCCGAACCGACAGAAGAAAACCCAGAACCAGAACCGUCCUCUAAUCCGGACACUUGGUCUGCUACGCCCCUCAGGAUCUCUGCGUCUCCUCGGCGGUCGGACAGAUUGAAACCGGAUGGAGACCAGGAGCCGGCGUCCGCCGCCGCGACUGACUCCGAUUCCAAAACGCUGAGUAGCGGGGAAUCGUCCGAGGACGAGGCGUACCUGAAGGGGGCGCCGGAGAAGGCGGUCGGAUCGCCGAGCAUCCUUCCCUCCUCCGUCUUGGACAAAGCGAGCGUCAUUGCUCAGCACUUCGCCGGCAGCGUCAAACGCGGCAGCCUGGCGCAAGACGACGUUCGCUCCCCCAGCUGUGCGUCGCCGCGGUUACCCAGAAGCGGCGGCAUCAUCCCCAACCUCGGCGCCGAACCUGUGGAAACUCAGCUUCUCAACAGCAACUCUCCUGACUCUGAUUCAGCUUUUGGCGCGACAGAUCUGACGAUGCUGUCUCCGCGGAGCGACAGCCUCUUUGAUGGCCUUCGCCGUAGGCGGGACUCCACGCUGUCCAGGCAGGACCAGCUGCUCAUCGGCAAAAUCAAGUCGUACUACGAGAACGCCGAGAGCGAGGACGCCACCUUCAGCAUGCAGCGCAGAGAGAGCCUGACGUACAUCCCGACCGGGCUCGUAAGAAGCUCCGUCAGCCGGCUCAACAGCAUCCCAAAUGAUGAAACCUUCCGGACGAAUCCCGCCAACUCGGCGCCAUGCUUCAGUCUCGAGUCAAACUCCGCUUUGCCCGCAGAUACCCAGAGUCACAUGGUCUCUAGUGACUCGUUGGACUCUUUCAAGUCUGAUCAGAGAAGCACCGAUCCAGAAGAAUCAGAAGGAAUCCCUUUGUCGAGAUCGCAAAGCUUGCAGGACAAUCCGUCAGAGGACGAAGAGUUCAGACCUUCGUCUGAAAUGAUCAAGGUCUGGCAGACGAUGGAGCAAGAGAUCACAGGAAGCACACGCUCUCGGGAAGCUCCGCGAGUCCCCAGAGCGGCGUCCGAUGUCGCGACAAAGGCGGCGAACGAGAGCCGAGAGGGUGGAGCGUCCGACCUCAGCACCAUCACCGAGGAAUCCUCCAGUCCGGCGCCUCUGAAGCUCAAAGCCUCUGGUGCGUUUCGGACAAGAAGUCGUAGACAGGACGGAGUAAACGUGUUAAGGGAAGACCUCAGGGCGCCAAUUCCUCGGGUCUCCCAGCUGAAUCAGAACUACGAGGCGCAGGCAGGAAGGCGGAGCGAGGAUUCCAACCAGCAGGUUGAGGUAGACAAGACGAAGAGCAAAGUCCUCCAUCUGGCUCGCCAGUACAGCCAGCGACUCAAAACAUGCGAACCGGCGGCCGGACAGAGAAGUGCUCGCCUCCUGAUGAACCAGAAGAUUUUACCCUGCGUGCUGGAGGAGAAGGAGAGUACAGGCAAACCCAGCCUGACUCCGCCACUAGUUUCUGAUAACCAGGCUCCCUCUCUGCCGCUGACCCCUGUAGACCAGAUCCAAUCUGUGGUACCGGGCCUUGCCGUCCCCGCCCCAGACCGGCCUCUCUCUCGCAGCCCCGUCAGCCCCAUCAGUCCUCUUCCUCCCAUCGAGGGCUUCAACUGGCCGGACGUCCGCGAACUCCGCUCCAAAUACUCGGACCACGGUCGCUCCCAGAAGAGUUCUGUCGGCCGGAGUCACUCCAUCCCAGAGCAGAUGUUUGACGUGGGUCUGCGGAGGCACUCCAGCUGUUCCACCGGCCUCCUCGCUGAUGCAGCGCCCGGCGAGGUUUCUUCUUCUUCUUCUUCGUGCAAGCUUCGUGGCAGCCGUGGCAGCCAUGGCAGAGAGGAACGCAGAAAGCGUCUCCACCGAGCCAAUUCUCUGGAAACUCGGCUCCAGGAUCAGGUGGCUACCGCCACUACGACGGUUACUACGUCGCAGCCGAGGCAACGCUACCGGACGACCCCGAACACAAGAUCAUCGUCAUGGAGAAGCUUCCAGAGCCUGCUGAGUCCAAGCCUGCGGAAACAGCCGUAGAAGAAGAAGAAGACGACGACAAUUACAUUCAGAUCCGUUCACCGACCAGCAGGGAGAAGAUCUCCA
Molecule: messenger RNA, 3377 nt
Organism: Perca flavescens (yellow perch)
Lineage: Eukaryota; Metazoa; Chordata; Actinopteri; Perciformes; Percidae
Product: pleckstrin homology domain-containing family G member 3
Exons: 18
Coding region: 27-3311 (1094 amino acids)
Biological process (GO): regulation of establishment of cell polarity
Molecular function (GO): guanyl-nucleotide exchange factor activity; small GTPase binding
Source: RefSeq, a predicted model, not a curated record